This is a messenger RNA of Osmia bicornis bicornis, 1434 nucleotides long. RefSeq names its product replication factor C subunit 5 (gene RfC3). Gene Ontology annotation, biological process: DNA-templated DNA replication; DNA repair. Gene Ontology annotation, molecular function: ATP binding; DNA binding; ATP hydrolysis activity. The record is from RefSeq and is a predicted model, not a curated record. The transcript is spliced from 8 exons. Lineage: Eukaryota; Metazoa; Arthropoda; Insecta; Hymenoptera; Megachilidae. Gene Ontology annotation, cellular component: DNA replication factor C complex; nucleus. Bases 54 to 1118 code for a protein of 354 amino acids.
AACCUUACCGGCCGUUUUUUAAGAAGUGUAUAAUAAACAUUGAAUAUUAAACAAUGUCAGCAAAGCCUAUGACAAGUAACAAUUUACCAUGGGUCGAAAAGUAUCGACCGAAAAAUUUGGAUGAUUUAAUAUCUCACGAAGAAAUCAUCAAAACGAUAAAUAAAUUUAUCGAUGAAAAUCAACUUCCUCAUCUACUCUUUUACGGACCUCCCGGUACCGGGAAAACUAGCACUAUACUUGCUUGUGCUCAUAAGUUGUACACACCAGCUCAGUUUAAUUCAAUGGUAUUGGAAAUGAAUGCUUCGGAUGACAGAGGUAUUGGUAUAGUGAGAGGACAGAUUCUUAGUUUUGCAAGUACUGGUACACUGUAUAAAUCUGGUUUUAAAUUAAUUAUCCUGGAUGAAGCUGAUGCUAUGACCAAUGAUGCACAAAAUGCUCUUAGGAGAAUAAUUGAGAAGUAUACAGACAAUGUAAGAUUUUGUAUCAUAUGUAAUUAUCUUGGUAAAAUUAUCCCUGCUCUUCAAUCUAGAUGUACCAAGUUUAGAUUUGGACCAUUGUCUCCAGAUCAAAUUUUACCAAGAUUAGAAACUAUUAUUAAAGAAGAAAAUUUAAGUGUAAAUGAAGAUGGAAAAGAGGCAUUAAUGGCAUUAAGUGGAGGAGAUAUGAGAAAAGUUUUAAAUGUUCUUCAGAGUACAUGGCUUGCUUUUGGUUCAGUCACAGAAGAAACUGUAUAUUCCUGUGUUGGUCAUCCUCUUCCAGUUGAUAUAAAGAACAUUGUGAACUGGUUAUUAAAUGAAUCAUAUGAAUCCUGUUAUUGCAGUAUCCUUUUUUUGUUUUAUAUACAUACACUGAUUAUCAGUCCAUUAAUUAUGUUUUCUUUAACAUGUGUAUCUAUAGAAAUUCAAGACAUAAAAGUGAAGAAAGGGCUGGCAUUACAAGAUAUUCUAACAGAACUCCAUUUAUUUGUAAAUAAAAUUGAGUUUCCAGAUUCGAUACUUAUUGAUCUGGUAAUUAAGCUGGCGGAAAUAGAGAAGAGAGUAUCUAUUGGUUGCAGCGAGCCGGUGCAAUUAAAUGCUCUUGUUUCGGCGUUUCAAAAUGCUCGUGACGUCGAAGCUUAGUUAUAGAAAAUUCAUCUACGAAAUGAUAAGUUUCUUCAUGAUGGCCGACGAACGUGCCUGGGUGUAUUCGACGCAAUCACCGUAUGUCUGUGCUUGAUCGUACAAGUGGAACAACGUCUGACAGUGGUCUGACAAAUACCGCCCAAUCAGCACGCGAUCGUUCAAGCAUCACGUCGACGAAAACAUAUCCAGAGUCCAAACAUGCAAUGCUGUUAUUUUCUGUCCCAGUGAUGCUCACUGAUUUCAUCGAUCUUUGUUAUCAUAGAAAUUAUUUAACACUUUCAAAUAGCCAUAUAAAUCAUUCAGAAAUAAAGUA